Folsomia candida is the source of this 1770-nucleotide messenger RNA. Its product is annotated as leucine-rich repeat-containing protein 23-like. The record is from RefSeq and is a predicted model, not a curated record. The coding region runs from base 361 to 1665 and encodes 434 amino acids. Gene Ontology annotation, molecular function: protein binding. The transcript has 9 exons. Lineage: Eukaryota; Metazoa; Arthropoda; Collembola; Entomobryomorpha; Isotomidae.
GUGAGAUUUAUAUGAUUCGAUAGAACCUAAUAUUCGUUUUGAACGCAUGUUUUAUGUGAAGUAAUAAUUGGAAAUAAGCAUUGACUUUAUUGAGGGCAAACAUAAAUGAUCAUAAGCCCUAACUCAGGCUUAAAAUAAAAAUCAUAGCUAGCCCUGGUAACGAAAAGACCGAGGAGAAAAAAAUCGAUCGAUAUGAUAAAUUCCAGGAUUAUUUGACAUUUACAAGUAAGUAGGGCCUUAGUUACUUUCCCUGAGGGAAUGUCAAACAAUUGUGGCAACACUCUUCUCCUGAAAGUCAGAGCGCAUUUAGUAUUCAUUAUAUAUUACACACGCAUCUUUUAGAUUUCACUGCUCACUAAAAUGUCUGACGUUGAGGAACAAGAAGAUGAAAUUCAAUCAAAUGAAGAAGAAGUCUCAGAUGUGCUAUUUGAACAAGAUGCACUCAUCAUCCAAGAUGAUAUUGACAUAAUUUCCGGCGGUGACGACGAUGCAAAUGAUAACCUAGUUUUGGCUGAGGCUGAUUUUGACGGAAAAUCAGCGUUACGUGGUUUUGGGUACAACCUUUUAGCAAAUGAAGAUGGGUCGCUCAAAUAUCCUGAAGUGCAUUUGGACAAGGAAAUGAUUAGAACUGGGUUGUCGCAUAUUGCUCGUACGCUGGACACCUUCGAGUUUGCUUAUAGUCGAUAUGAUGGUCGAAAUAGGGCUCUUACAGAAAUUGAUAUUCUGGGACAAUAUGUUCACCUAAGAGCUGUUGACUUGAGCGGAAACAGAAUCAAAAGCUUCAAAAGUUUGGCUCCAAUGAAACAUCUCCUUGUUCUUCUUGUGAAUGAUAAUCAGAUGAUAUCCCUCGAGGAAAUACCUCAUCUUCCAUUUUUGCAGGCAUUAAGUGCUAAACGAAAUGGAUUAAAAAGUGCACAAGGUCUCUUUUCAAACUCAUUGACACAUUUACAACUUUCGUUCAACAAAAUUUCAAACUUGAUCCCGUUCGACGAUGCAACAUUUCCCAAUCUCACAGUUUUAGAACUUCGUGGAAAUAAUUUGCAAUCUUUAAAUGGACUCAACGUUCCAACUCUCAUUCGGCUUUUUGUGGCACAGAAUAAGCUUAAAAAUUUGAACGGAUUAAAAACAUGUACAAAUCUAACUCAUUUGCAUGCACGAGACAAUGUAAUUUCUACACUUGAAAAUUUUCCUCGUUUGGAGAAGUUGGAGUAUGUUAAUUUGCGGAACAAUUUGCUGAAACGAUUCUCACAAACGCAAUUCUUGGGAAACUCUCCCAAUAUCCGAACUCUAAUCGCAAUGGGAAAUCCUGUUGCUGAAUUAGAUGACUACAAGAUGGAGAUGAUUGCUGCGAAUCCUAACUUGAAGCGCCUGGACAAGCAGCCGAUCACGGAAAUUGACUUGGUUCAAGGUCGUCAGAUUCGAAGUGGACGAGAAAAGGGGAUACUUCCGCCGGUCAACGAUGACAGCGAAGUUUUGACACCACCCAUGCCGAGCAUGGAAGAUACCAUGGCCGAAGAGGAUGAGGAGGACGAAGAUGACGACGACAACGACGACGGGUCCCCGCCACCAGAAGACCCAGAGGAUCAAGAUAAAGAUCAAGAACCACCUCCACGCUCAUCCGGCGGCCCUGAGAUGGAUGUCGAGAUCAGAAAAGCGUCCACAUAGAGUUGACACAUUUGACCCCGUGUGCAUAUUUUUUUAUAAUUAAUUCCAGUUGUAGAAAGACAUUUCACAGCAAAUAAAUGUUGCUUAUAUUUUCACUGGGUAAUA